AUGACUGUUUUGAAUUUGUUGGCUACAAAAUCAUCUUCUUUCAGAAGCAAGUCAACGUAUGAGUUGAAGGAUCUGAGCAGGACACCCUUCGUUCCUUUGCAGAUGCUUGAAGCUGUGGUAUAUAAGACAGUUAUAAAAACAAGGAUUGACGAGAAAGUUCCAGAGUCACAAGUGGCUGGUGAUGUAGAGGAUCCACCAUCUGAUAAUAUAGUUGGUGACUCAAGGGUAGAAAUGCCAGUUUUCAUCAGAGUUAUCUUAGGUUACUGGUUUUUCGGAAAAAUUUACGAUGCAAAGCAGAAGCAUGAAGUAGUCGUAAAGCUGGCACAAAAAUUGAUAGAAAAAGAACAUUGGAGCCAUUACAUUUACUGUGAAAAUAUAGAUCCCGAAGUUAGCUCAUUUGGGAUUUCUUCAAGGAAGAAGAAUAAGGCACCCAACCCGCUCAUACAGGCAACAACGUUCGGCAUUCUUGAGUUGAUAAUGGCAAUCCUCCAAAAGUAUCCCGUGGCUGCAGACUCCUUUGACGAGAAUGGAAGGAAUAUAUUGCAUAUAACGGUGGAGCAGAAGCAUAGAUUUCUUUAUCAACACUUGAUGAAUUCUUUAGCUUACAAAGAUAGGAUGCUGGCAGAUAUUGAUAACCGAGGGAACACCAUCUUGCACCUCGCAUCGUGUGCCAAAAAUCAUGUCUUAACGAAGCAGGGAAGUAUUGAAAUGGCAAACCAGAUGAGUUGGGAUGUGCUUUGGUUCAAGCGCGUAAAGCACGACUCUUAUCCACACUUACAGCACCUUCGAAACAUGGAUGGAAAGACAGCAGAGGAACUAUUUGAAGAAAAUCACUCAUCUCUUCGAGAAGAAGCAGAGAAAGCAGCAAAACACGUGAGUGCUAACUUAAUUAUCGCCGCCACCCUCAUCUGCACAAUUAAUUUCGCAGCACUUUUCACUGUCCCUGGUGGCUUCAAUCAAAAUACCGGGGACCCCAUGCUCCUCUCCGAUCAUUGGCAGGAAAUGCAGUUCUUCAUGGCUUACAUAGGGUUAGCUCUGUUCUUCGCCUUUCUUUCCUUGACAAACCUCAUUCUAAUCCAAGUAUCGCGGUUCGACACCAAUGAUUUUCACAUUGCAGUUCCGGUAAAAACCAUAAUAUCCUCCCUCACAAUUAUGUACUCCACCGGCUUGUCCGCCACUGCUUAUUUGCAAGGCUAUAUACUUGAGAGCAGCCCGGGGACCUUCAUAGCCACCUUUAUGAUCUUUUACAUGUUCGUUGUUUGGUUUGUGUUGGCCCUCGUAAUGGUAGACACCACGUUCUCAACUUUCGAUUACAUGUACUAUGCACUUCUCCAUUUGAUUGCUUAUAAAAGUAGGGGCAUAUAG
Molecule: messenger RNA, 1365 nt
Organism: Ilex paraguariensis (yerba mate)
Lineage: Eukaryota; Viridiplantae; Streptophyta; Magnoliopsida; Aquifoliales; Aquifoliaceae
Source: the annotation of a GenBank genome assembly